AUGAACGGCGACGAUGACGAUAAGAAUCAGUCACUCCAUGAACUUUGCCAAGGCCAUGGAGCUUCUAUUAUCUCGCAGCUCGUUGAUAUAGGCAUCGAGCGCAAUCAGCAAAGACACCUCAAGUUCCGCCCCUUUAUCAGCCACCUUUAUUGUCUUCGGCCUCAAGGCAAAACGUUGCGCCGCAAGUAUAUUAAUGCCUUUCACGAGCGUCAGUAUGUCGCGCUAUCCUAUACAUGGAAGCCUUCAGAGUACGAAGAUCCUUAUAAUGGGCGGUACCACGUUGAGAGCUGGGAUCGCAGGCGUCUCGAACCUUCGGCAGUUCGGAAUUGUGUUCUUGAUCGUGUCCUUGGUUACAUGCAUUACGCCAAAGUUGAGUUCCUCUGGAUCGACGCCAACUGCAUCCAGCAAGACACAUGCGGCGUUACCGCCUGCACCAGACACCGCCGUUGCACUCGGAAGCGCAAUGCUCUACAAGCUAUGGACCUCGUCUACCAGCUCAGCGAGCACCCCGUUGCGCUAUUAGCCCGUCCCCUGCAGACUGAACCCGAGCUGGACCUCUUAAAACAAAUCCUCUUGGGGAACCUCGUCUGCGGCGACCGUAGCUUUCGGCUCUCACAAGCGACUACUGUUCCCAAAGCGAGGAAGGCCUUGUGGCUACUUCGCGAGAUUACUCGGGACAUUUGGUGGAAUCGCGCGUGGACUUUCCAGGAAAAUUAUCGUGGCGGAGAGCGAAUGCAACUCCUGAUCCGCCAUGAUCCAUCACUGGAGCGGCAAAAGCUAUUCCAUCAGAUAUUUGGUGAAAUACCGGGCGAGUUGCGUGUGCUGUCCAUCACAUUCUCCACGCAGGCGACGCGCCUGUGCCUGGCGCUUCGCAGUCGAGAGGUAGAACUGCCGCCGGAUGACGUCUGCCGGAUCAACGACGUGCUUCGAGCGGCUGGGAGGUAUAAAGAGGUACUACACGAGUCAAGCGCAAUGACACCGACAAUAAUCACCGACAUAGAAGCGCGCGGGUUGUUAAAGCCGUGGGACCGGCUCGCUAUUCUUGCGAAUUGCUGCCAAUACCCGGUGCGGUUGGAUUGUGAAGCUCUUAGCAAGCAGCGUCAUAGCUUAAGUUUGUCGAUGAUGGUCAUGUGUUUACUCAAUGGCGAGAUUCUCGACAAUAGCGACAAUAACUUACAGCUGGUGGCCCCGCUAACGACCUCGGAGUUUCUUAAAAGAAACAUGUUCGAAGCAUUCAACGCGCCCGAAGACGACACGAAGCGGCUAACGUUCAACAAGGGCUGCCGACUGACCGACGUGAAGCUAACAGCGGAUGGCAUCUUGACAAAGGGGCACUUGUGGAAGUUAAGCCGCGUCAUUGACACCUCGACGUUUUUGACGCUACCCUUCAUCAACAACCCGAGCGGUCGAUUAACACUGAACCAAAGGAAGCGUCUACUAAAGCUGGUUUUCCGCUUGAGUCAUCUAAAACACCGCAUUCUCGCCGCCCGAAUCGACGAGUAUCUUGCCGCCGACGCCAACUCUGACACCGAGGAGGAUUACACCUCCUUCUCUGAGAUGUAUCUACACCGUAUGGCCGCUGAAUUAGCAUCAGCGAUUAGGGCAGGCCGAAAACUAAGGUUAGGCAGCAGAUGGGACCCGAUGAGUCGGCCGGAGCCGUACAGGGCAAUCUUUGUAUGGUCAAAUGAAGACGAGGACGAAGACGAAGACGAGGCACAUCCUCCGCCGACGUUCGUCUUCACCUCAGCAUGGCCUCGUGAUUCGGGCUCGAAGACUCACGAAGCUAACGACAUCGACCGUCACGUUUCGCUUGAGGUUAGCCUUGAGGAGCCCCUCGACGGCGCUGGUGUCCCGCACCUCCGCGUCCGCAGGUGGCGGCUCGGCAUGUGCUUCUUCGACGGAUACCCACGCACUGAAGUUAUAUUUCCUUGGCCACGAGCGCUGCAAGAAAUUAAGCCUUAG
Messenger RNA from Trichoderma virens Gv29-8, 1962 nucleotides. RefSeq lists its product as uncharacterized. Bases 1 to 1962 code for a protein of 653 amino acids. The transcript has a single exon. The record is from RefSeq and is a predicted model, not a curated record. Lineage: Eukaryota; Fungi; Ascomycota; Sordariomycetes; Hypocreales; Hypocreaceae.